AUGCUGUGGAUCAAGAGAGGACAAUUUGAGGAGGAUCUGCACGUCCCGGAGAAUCAGCGAUUGCCAGCUGGCGGAUGGGUGCAGUCCUUCUGCCGUGCGUACAACCUCAAGGAGCACCGACAUCAUGGUGAGGCUGUAUCAGUUGACUUGAAGGCUGUCGAGAUUGAGCACGCUCAUCUCUCUGUGAAAUUGAGAGAUUUCCAGCAGAAGGAUAUCUUCAAUUGGGAUGAAACAUCCUUUUUCCAUUGUAACUUCGCUGCCCAGCACCACUUAUCCACUGAGCAGAUGAGUGGGAAGAAGAAAGAUAAAUUCUGUAUCACGCUCGGAUUUCUCUGUAACGCUACCGGAACAGAGAAAUAUCCUAUCUUCUUUAUCGGUCGAUACAAGAGCCCACGCUGCUUCAAAGGUCAAGAUCCUCAAUUGCUUGGUUUCCGCUAUCGGAACAACAAGAAGGCAUAG
Messenger RNA from Stereum hirsutum FP-91666 SS1, 459 nucleotides. RefSeq names its product DDE-domain-containing protein. The record is from RefSeq and is a predicted model, not a curated record. Lineage: Eukaryota; Fungi; Basidiomycota; Agaricomycetes; Russulales; Stereaceae. Gene Ontology annotation, cellular component: nucleus. The coding region runs from base 1 to 459 and encodes 152 amino acids. The transcript is spliced from 2 exons. Gene Ontology annotation, molecular function: DNA binding.